CUCACCUCGACUCAGCCGCUUGGGCUGUGUACCUUCGUUUGAUCGUAAUCCUACAGGCCCCUCUCGUUACCUUACCUCGACUUUACCCUCGACCAUGCGCCUUACCUAGUUGUACCGUCUUCCCACGAAUUGAGUUUCGUUACUUCGCUCGCUCCAACACUCCGUAUCCGCUCGUUCGUUCGGGUCUGGAUCCCUUUGGCGCCGAACAAUCCUCGUCGGUUCUCUUCUCGACUCGAUGUUUGCACGAAUUGCGAACUUCCCAUAAGUUCUUUUUCGCGCGGAACCCUGGCGCGAAUUUGCAGUGGCGCUCGUUCUUCUAGACACUUCGGGUUGUUGACAUUCACCUGUGCCCUUGGCCCCCUUCGAUGGGCAGAAAGUGGCGAUGGGGCGUCAUCUUGGACGCCGGCUCAUCUGGAACUCGACUACACAUUUACCGAUGGAAAGAUCCCGAGAAGGCGCUCCAGAGUGCAACUCCGGAGGAUCUGCGCAACCUCCCAAAGCUGGUGACUGAUAAGGACUGGACUAAGAAGAUCAGGCCUGGGGUGUCGACUUUUGCUGAUAAGGCGGAGGAUGUCGGACCAAACCAUCUGCAGGUGUUGGUCGACCAUGCGCUCAAAGUCAUACCGAAGGACAAGGUCGAAGAUACGCCCAUCUUUCUCAUGGCGACAGCAGGGAUGCGUCUGCUGCCGCAAGCCCAGCAAAGGGCCUUGACGAGCGAGAUAUGUUCCUAUCUCCGGCAGAACACUCGGUUCUCGCUCCCAGACUGCGACCUACACAUCCAGGUCAUCAAGGGCGAAACGGAAGGACUCUAUGGGUGGAUCGCGUCAAACUACCUCUUGGGCGGAUUCGAUCACCCAGACAAGCAUCAACAUGGCAAGGGCCAUCACACUUACGGGUUUCUGGACAUGGGCGGCGCAUCAGCACAGAUCGCGUUCGCGCCGAAUGCGACUGAGGCUGAAAAACACGCAAACGAUCUCAAGCUGCUGCGCUUGCGCACGCUCGAUGGAUACCCUGCGGAAUACAAGGUCUUCACCACGACAUGGCUUGGUUUCGGUGUCAACCAAGCGAGGGAAGCAUAUGUCAAGAAUCUCCGGGAGCGGUACGCGGAGACCGAGAUGGAAUUACCCGACCCAUGUCUGCCGAGGGGGUUGCGGACAACUCUGGGUGGUGACCCGUUAGAGAAGCGGGAGUCCGGCAUGCCAACGUUAAUCGGCACCGGGCAGUUUGACGAGUGUCUGCAGCUGACCUAUCCCUUGCUCGGCAAGGACAAGCCUUGUGAAGAUAGCCCCUGCUUGCUGAAUGGUCAACAUGCUCCGGCCAUCGACUUCGACGUGAAUCAUUUCAUCGGCGUCUCGGAGUAUUGGCAUACGACACACGGUGUGUUCGGCGGCAAGGACGACAAGGCGUAUGACUUCGCGUCCUAUCAGCGGCGAGUGAAGGAAUUUUGCGGCCGUGAUUGGGAUCAGAUCAAGGCAAAGACGAAUAGCCUAAAAGGGGAUGGAAUAAAAGUUGCUCAGGAGGCUUGUUUCAAAGCCUCUUGGCUGCUCAACGUCCUUCACGAAGGGAUUGGUGUUCCCCGAAUCGGCCUUGAGGAUGUGCCAACGGCGAAUGCGUCCAAGGGCGCUCUCGAGCACGCCAAAGAGAGGGGGUUUCUCCAGCCCUUCCAACCAGUCGACAAGAUUGACGGUAUCGAAGUGAGCUGGACGCUCGGGAAGAUGGUUCUCUACGCGGCUGGGCAAAUACCGCCGGCCACGCGUGACGGCCGGUAUCCCGUCGGUUUCGGCAGCAACGUGGAAGGGACUCCGUACGACUUUCAGUUCGCAGGCUCCAGUUGGAAACCCAUUGGCAACCAAACCAGCGAAGCCGACGAUGACUGGGAGCUUAACGCCGAAGACAUUCUCGACAAGGCGAAAUCCAAGUCCACAAGCUUCUUCUUCGCAUUUGUGUUCUUUCUGUUCCUCUUUCUCUACUUCUUCCGCAAACGCGAGCGGCGCAUGCGCCUCUACAGCCGCUUCAGCCAAGUCAUCCGGCGGCAGCGCAAGCCAGGGCACAGCAAUCCGCGCAAGAACGGGGGCGGUGGCGGGACGCGCGCCCUGUCCGGGCUCGCGACCAAAUUCUUUGGCGGUCGACGACCCUCGUGGGGCGGCGCAUACGAGCGCGUCAUGGAGGAAGGCGAGGCCAGCCGCUUUGAGCUGGGCGAGGUAGAGUCGGAUGACGGCCACGAGUACUCGGACUCGAGCGACGGGCUGUCGGCGCUCUCGGCCAAAUCGGCGUCAUCCAGGCGGUUCGGCCUCUCGUCUGGGCUGUCUACGCCGCAAGUCGUCGACCAUCAUCAUUACCACCACGGCCUGGCGUCGCCAACCGUGACGGCGCUGGACCGGAGCGGGCUGGUGGUCCGGACCGAGAGCCGCGAGCGGUUGACGCUCUCGCCGCAUCUGGCGAUGUCUGGCGUUGGCAGGAGGAGUAGGGCGGGAAGCCCGACGCGGCUCAAGAGCCCGCUGAUGUCCCCCCUGCAGGAGUCGUAGUGCUGUCGACCUGCGUGGCGGACACGCGGUGGUUUGGGGAAUGCAUUAUGGUUCCUCUUGUGUGGGGGAUUAUACUUCUAUUAUUUUUACGCUUCUUCUCUGGGCGCUGGCUGUUUACGUGGUUUAAUCUAA
Thermothelomyces thermophilus ATCC 42464 is the source of this 2657-nucleotide messenger RNA. RefSeq lists its product as uncharacterized. The record is from RefSeq and is a predicted model, not a curated record. Gene Ontology annotation, molecular function: nucleoside diphosphate phosphatase activity. The coding region runs from base 366 to 2525 and encodes 719 amino acids. The transcript has a single exon. NCBI's taxonomy places the organism in Eukaryota, Fungi, Ascomycota, Sordariomycetes, Sordariales, Chaetomiaceae. Gene Ontology annotation, cellular component: membrane. Gene Ontology annotation, biological process: nucleoside diphosphate catabolic process.